Molecule: messenger RNA, 270 nt
Organism: Racocetra fulgida
Lineage: Eukaryota; Fungi; Glomeromycota; Glomeromycetes; Diversisporales; Gigasporaceae
Source: the annotation of a GenBank genome assembly
AACUUGGAUUCUUAGAACAAACCGACGAAAUUUUUGCAGCUUGUUCUAAUGUCAAAUUACAAAAGUACUUGUUUAGUGCGACACUUCCUUCAGGAGUUGAAUCUUUGGCAAAUAAUUUCAUGAAAGAUCCCAUCAGGAUCGUCAUAGAAACCAUAAAACAACAACUUAUUUAUGUCGGUGAAGAAAAUGGAAAAUUAACAGCUAUGCGGCAAUUGAUUCAAGAGGGUGGAUUAAAACCACCUGUUCUUAUUUUCGUUCAAUCAAUUGAAC